AUGGCUUUCGCGUCUGGGUCACCAGCUCCCUUACGGGACGUGAAACUGGUGCAGUUUGGUGUACUGAGUCCAGAUGAAAUAGUGAGUAAACAUUCAAUAAAUUUCAAUCAAGUUAAAACCGCAUUUAAAAGUUUUCUUGUUCCGACACGUUCUUCGUCGAUACUCACGAAAGGUCAAAUGCAAGGGUUCUUGCGCGUGUUUUACGUAGGAAAAGUGAUGUUUCAUGUCGACUUUGUUACGUGUAGUAGUUCUGAUUACUUAUUUUUUAUAUUUAAACAGAAACAAAUGUCAGUUACUACCGAAGGCGGCGUGAAAUACUCCGAAACGAUGGAGGGAGGAAAGCCGAAGCUAGGUGGUUUAAUGGAUCCUCGACAGGGAACAAUCGACCGUUUCUCUCGUUGCCAAACUUGCGCCGGAAACAUGACUGAAUGUCCCGGUCACUUCGGACACAUAGAGCUGGCAAAACCGGUGUUUCACGUCGGCUUCUACAAGAUGAUAAUCAAAUGUUUGAGAUGCGUUUGCUUCUAUUGCUCAAAACUCCUUGUCGACGGGGUAAGAAAGGCAAUCUUGCUUCGUCUGCAUUCAUGGCCGGCCGCUCGGCUGAAGGAAUGGGGCGAGGGUAUCUCCCCAGCCGUGGUAGUGUGGCUAGAAAUAGCUCGAUAUCUGGAAUAUUGAUUUUCUCAUAAAUCUUUUUUCUAAUUUAUCUUGUUCAGAAUAGUUUUUUUUACUUGAAUCUGGGAUUGAUUUAAUUCUUUUUACUCAAAGGUGUCCAUUUGAUUAUCUAAAAUUAUUUAACUUUUGUUGAAAAGGAAAAAUAGAUCUGUUUUCAUAUAUCCAGGAAACACUUCAGGUUGAGAUCAGGACUGUUGCAUUAAAGGAAAAAUUUAAGUUUUUGUUACAAUUUCUCAUUAAUGGCUGACUUUUUAUGGUAGAAAGAAAGUAAAUGAAAAUUUUUAUAAGAAAAUUCAUGAAAAUCUGCUGAUGGUGGUAAUGCUAUUGUUACUUAGAACAAUCCUAAAGUGAAAGAAAUUUUAUCAAAGUCUCGUGAUCAACCAAGUAAGCGUCUGCAACACAUCUAUGACUUGUGCAAAGGGAAAAAAAUCUGUGAAGGUGGUGAUGUUGUUGAUGAUAAACAACAGUCUGUAGACUUGGAUGAGGCUGAGAAAAAGAUGGUAAGUUUAUCUUUAAUUUUUGCUCUGAUAUACUGUCUUGACUGUUUUGGAAUUUUUAACCUAGUUUGUGUUAAACUAUGUUUCAAGGUAUCAGAUUGUAAUUUUUUUAUUAGGUAAGCUCAUGUUAGAGUAUGAUACACGUUAAUACAUAUUCAGCAAAAAUUUAAUACAGAGGACGAUAUCAGUAAAAUUUGGUUGGCUUGAGUUAUAAGGAAGUAUAAAGCAGUUGCAUAUAUAAAAGAGAAUUUCAAGUCAGUUCUUGGGAGUAAGAGAUUAACAUGUCACAUUCUUUUACCAAUUUCAUUUUGUUAGAGUCAUGGUGGAUGUGGUAGAAACCAGCCACAGAUCAGAAGAAGUGGUCUUGAUCUUACUGCGGAAUGGAAAGAGGUGAAUGAAGACUCGCAGGAGAAAAAGAUUCCACUCACAGCAGAGCGUGUGCAUGAAAUAUUUAAAAGAAUUUCUGAUGAGGAAUGUGAGAUUCUGGGAAUGAACCCCAAGUUUGCACGUCCUGAUUGGUUGAUUGUGACCGUUCUUCCAGUUCCACCUUUGGCUGUAAGACCUUCCAUUGUUAUGAGUGGUUCUGCUCGUAGUCAGGUAAUGUGUUUUGAUAUUAGGUCAACCUCAGUUUGAUCCUGUAAGAUCUUUUGUGCAGAAUAAAAAAAAAAUGCAGAGAAAGUUACAAUUGUUUAAUAAUAUUGAGGUUUUUGAUAUUAUUGCAAUAACCAGCUGCUUUUCCCUAGCUUCCUACAUUGUGGCUUCUUUGAUUUUGUGUUGUUAAUUUAAUUGAUAAGUUUUUGGUUGUCUACCUUCUUCCAGGAUGAUUUAACCCACAAACUGUCAGAUGUUGUGAAGGCAAAUGGUAAUCUUCGGAGAAAUGAACUUAAUGGUGCUGCAGCGCACAUCAUUGCAGAAGACACUAAAAUGCUCCAGUAUCAUGUGGCAACACUUAUAGACAAUGAAAUCCCUGGUCUGCCUAGGGUAAGAUAGCACAUUUUUUGUAGAUAAGGAAAUUUUUCAAUUUAUCAUAGUUUGGCUUGUAUUUGCCACAACAAGCCCUCCCUCUUGUGUGGUACAUUGAAUUACAAAGCACUAUAGUUGGAACUAUAGUGCUAAUCAGAACUUUACACUGUCUCAUUGAAGGCCAUGCAAAAGUCUGGACGCCCAUUGAAAUCAGUGAAACAGAGACUGAAGAGUAAAGAAGGCCGUAUCAGAGGAAAUUUGAUGGGAAAAAGAGUUGACUUUUCAGCUCGUGCUGUCAUUACUCCAGACCCAAACUUGUCCAUUGAUCAGGUUGGCGUUCCACGUACCAUUGCUCAGAAUCUUAGUUUCCCUGAGAUUGUCACACCAUUCAACAUUGACAGGUUAGUAUUUAAAAUAAGUCAAGCCCAUUCUAUGUGUAAUGAGACUGAAUUCUAUCAUAAACAUGGGAAUGUCAGGCAAUGAAAUUUUAGCGCUAUUAGGGUAAGAGUGAUGCAGACCAAAGUCAGUAAGCCUUUUCUAACAUGUAUUUUCCUGUAUCAUCAUGUACUGUAUCAUCCUCAAAGUAUUUAAUUUUUCAUGAAGGAGAUGUUUUGGUAUUUCAAGUUCACACUUGUUGUCUUUUCUGUAGCAUGCAAGAACUUGUGCGCCGAGGAAAUAACCAAUAUCCAGGUGCUAAGUACAUCAUCAGAGACAAUGGAGAGCGUAUUGAUCUCAGGUUCCACCCCAAACCAAGUGAUCUCCAUCUUCAGUUUGGUUACAAGGUAGGUUUGAGCAGUCUUUGUUAUACACCAAUAUCUUUCAAUAUUUGUGUGUGAAAUACAACAAUUAUUUGAUUACCUCUAGACAGGGUUUCAUUUCAGGUACUUUUUUAAUUAGUGAAAUUUAACUCUGACAGUUGUUAGACUUUGACAUCCAACAUGGCCAGCCGAAGACUUGUUGUAAUGAAGAUAAAUUUCUCCAGACAUAGAAGCUUAUUAUUUUAUUUGAAAUUUAAGGUGGAAAGACACAUCAGAGAUGAUGAUGUGAUCAUUUUCAAUCGACAACCCACUCUUCACAAAAUGUCUAUGAUGGGACACAGAGUUAAAAUCCUGCCUUGGUCAACAUUCAGACUUAAUCUCAGGUGAUUACUAGUAUUCAGGAAAUAUUGCUGAUCAUAAGUCUCUCUCAAUGGGGCAAUGUUUAUGUGUUUGUUUUUAAGUGUCAAGAAAAAUUUUGCGUUGUUGUGCAAAAAUGUAUUGUAAUUUCAAUGUCUAUCAUCCCCAAAGAACCUAAUUUUGUGCAGCCAGUUGAUAGGUGUUACUAGUCAUAAUCCUGACUUCUCUAACCUUUGUUGCUGAGUUUGCUCAAUAGUAUUUGAUUAAACACAGUUAAAAAUACUAGCAUAAGUUACAAAAGAGAAUGAUAUAAAUAGCUUGUGGUUGCUGAUAAGAUCUCUCUGCCCUUGUACAUCAGUGUUACUACACCAUAUAAUGCUGACUUUGAUGGUGAUGAGAUGAACUUACAUGUACCUCAGUCCCUCGAGGCACGUGCUGAAAUCACUGAGAUCAUGAUGGUGCCAAGAAACAUUGUUACACCGCAGUCCAAUAAACCUGUCAUGGGAAUAGUGCAGGAUUCUUUGAUGGCUGUCAGAAGAUUUACCAAAAGAGAUGUUUUUCUGGAAAAGGUUUGUCUCUUAAAUAUACUGAUGCAUGGUAUCAUGGUAGAGCCAUUGUUGGGCUCUAGAUAUUAUGUAAGUUAGAAGAUUGUUCUCCUUGUAAGUUUAUGAAAAAUGGUGACACACUUCCUUAGAUCCAUUCCUGGGGCAAAACAAUGACAUUCUUUUGCAUUGUUUACAGGCUUGCCCUGUAACACUGCUUAAGUGUGUUGGCAGUUGCCCAACAGCGCUAAGCUGCAGAUUGGGAAUGCUUGAGUCAUGAGUGUGUGAGAUCAAUAUACCUCUCUGUGGUGCAUCUUUGCCUUCUGAUUGUCAGCCUAGAUGCCAUAGUGCAGCUAGUCUUUGAUCUUUAUGUCAGUUGGAUAGCAUUGCAAGGGACAAUUUUCUCACAUCUACAAGAUUUUCUGUUAUCGUCACAAGUUUAUUUAGAAGAAAAUUAAGUCUUACCUCUUCAAUGUUACCUAAGCAUUUUCGUCUAUUAUCAGUAAAGAGGCAUAGUAUUGAAACAAUUAAAGGCAAGUUGCCCUCAAUUUCAACUCACUUAUUGUAUACAUUUGGAUGAGAUGGAUUUACUAAAAUUAAUAAUUCUUUCAUACCUUACUUAUAACUCUGAUCUUUGAUGGGAGGAAGAAAAGGCUUCAAAUAUCAGAGGGUCAAAUUAGUGAGGGUAAAUUGUUCAGUAAAAGACAAAAAAAAUCACUUCCAGCUUUGGGAAAGUUUGAGUUGCUAGGGAUUCAGCUGAAAUAUGUAACUUUGCACCUAGUUUAGAGAGCUUCAAUUCACAUUUGUAACCUGUUUCAUUUCUGAAAUUGAGGAACCUUUUUUUUUUUAUUUUUUUAUUUUCAGGAUGCCAUGAUGAACCUCAUGAUGUGGAUCCCUGAUUGGGAUGGUAAGCUGAUACAGCCUGCCAUUCUCAAGCCUCAGCCAUUAUGGACAGGGAAACAGAUCUUCAGUAUGAUUAUUCCAGGAAAUGUCAAUAUGAUCCGUACACACAGUACCCACCCAGAUAAUGAAGAUAGUGGACCAUAUAAACAUAUUUCACCUGGAGACACUAAGGUAUGUUACUCAUCUUCACAAACAUUUGGAAUAUUUACACUGUCCUGUGUCCUGCAGUUACAUAUGAAUCUAUAAUAAAUUUGGUGAAAUAAGGAUUCUUUUUCAUAAUUUUAAAUCAAAUAUAAAAAUCAUGCACUUGUUUAUUUCUACUCAGUAUGAUAACAACUGUUCCAGUUAUUUUUACAUCAGAUCAACAGUUAGCAAUAAUACAUGGAGCUCAAAAGUGAACUAAGUACAGCCCAUUUUUUUUUGUUUGGGCUCAAACGUGUGUAGCAAAGUUAAAGAAUUUGGUAUACAGAUAAAGUUUGUUGUAGUCCAGGUGGUUUGAGGCAAAUUUAGCUUGAACUGUGAUUCUUUGGGUGUUGUUAAGAGGGAGUUAAAAGAGGUUACUAUUUACUAGGGUUAAGAUUGUUUGAUAUAUCCUCUUUGUAGGUUCUCAUUGAGCAUGGUGAGCUUAUCUCUGGCAUCUUAUGCAAAAAAUCCCUUGGAACUUCGUCAGGAAGUUUGGUCCACAUUGUGGCAGUAGAAUUGGGGCAUGAGGUGGCGCGCAUGUUUUAUGGGAACAUCCAGACUGUUGUGAACAACUGGACUUUGAUUGAAGGACACAGUAUUGGUAUUGGUGAUUGCAUUGCUGAUAAUGAAACUUAUGAUGAAAUUCAGCGAUUGACAAAGAAAGCCAAGGUAACUAAAUGUGGAUCAGUAUGUGCUUCCAUGGUCAAUAACUGUUAAAUUUCUUUGUGAGCUUUAUGGUAAAUUUUAAAUGAAAUUGUUUGAACUAUGAACAUUUGAAUGUGGUGCGUUUAAAGACACUUCAAAUCCAAAUUCUUAGAAUUACCUUGACUUGUGGAUAACAAAGUUUUCACAUAUGUUGGAAUUCUUCAGGCGGAUGUGAUUGAGGUGAUUGAGAAAGCUCACAAUGAUGAUCUUGAGCCCACGCCAGGUAACACACUGCGACAGACUUUUGAGAAUCAAGUGAACCGUAUCCUCAAUGACUGUCGUGACCAAACUGGAGGAAGUGCUCAGAAGAGCUUGUCAGAAUACAACAAUUUCAAGGCUAUGGUGGUGUCUGGUUCCAAAGGCUCCAAGAUCAACAUUUCACAGGUCAGUAAAUUUGAACAACCCUUUAACCACUAAUAGUAUCUAGCAUCUGAUUUCCGCUUACAAUAUCACCCCCACAUCACACUUUAAGGUUCUGAGAAUAAAAGAAAUGUUCGCAAACUUAAGAAAGUCUUGUUUGUUGGAUGAAUUCACCUUGUAAGUACCUGAGGAAAUAUGUAGAGAACAGUUUGAAGAAUAAGCAUACUGAUGUUAGGGUGUAGUAACAAAGGAUGACUGCAAUUUCCUCAAUGCUGAGGAGGUCACCAUGACAUCUUAGCCACAACCAUAACUUAACUUUUCACAAUUUGUCUAGGUUAUUGCUGUGGUGGGUCAGCAGAACGUUGAAGGUAAACGGAUUCCAUUUGGAUUCCGCCAUCGGACACUCCCACACUUCAUUAAAGAUGAUUAUGGUCCAGAGAGUAGAGGGUUUGUGGAAAAUUCGUACCUUGCUGGCCUUACUCCAACAGAAUUCUACUUCCAUGCCAUGGGAGGCCGUGAGGGAUUGAUUGAUACUGCUGUGAAAACUAGUGAAACUGGUAAUAAUAUAUUAUGUACAAUAUCUGUUGAUUUAAGCAGUUGAUUUUCAUCAUAGAUUUGAAUGGUAUUUGAAUUCCUUUUUCAGGUUACAUUCAGAGGCGUUUGAUCAAAGCCAUGGAAGGGCUAAUGGUUGCGUAUGAUGGAACAAUCAGAAACUCUAACAAUCAGAUGAUCCAGUUGAGGUAUGGUGAGGAUGGAAUGGAUGGUGCAGCAAUUGAAUUCCAGAAUAUGCCAACCAUAAAACCAACUAAUUCAGCUUUUGAGAAAAAGUUUCACUUUGAUUGCUCCAAUGAAAGGUGAGUAGUACUGAGUCACCCUUAAAACAAUACGUACCAAGCACAAAACACAGUCACCUUUUUAGUUGUGAGAAGUCUCACUCCCGUAUAUUUUUUGACCAUGUGCUGAAAUGAUUAAGUCCUGGAAAGGUUACAAUAUAUGCUGUAAGAUUAAGAGCCAUAUUAAAGUGGCUCUGAAACAAACACAAAUUUUUUAGUAGCAUUGAAUCACCUGUGCAUGAGUGAGGAAGAUGUUAUUAAGAGCUUUCUUAAGAAAUGACUUGGAAGGGUCGAAAUCAGUUGAAUUUUAGUUACAUAAUGAUUCAUUGUAUUCUCAUUUUCUUUAUCAGGCGUCUGCGCCGUCUUCUACAGGAAGAUGUAGUGCGAGAUCUUUGCAGCAGUAACACAGCUCUUCAGGAUCUUGAGUCAGAGUUCAAUCAAUUACAAGAGGAUCGAGAAAUUCUUCGUAGAAUUAUUCCCUCAGGAAACUCCAAGGUGCAUGAAGGCAUCCAACUGAUGUCUUGUAAUCUUUUAUUAUGAAUUAUGUUUUGAAAGGAUAAAACUUUAAUUGAUAGGGCUGAUUUUUUUGUUUUAUUUUAUUUUAGGUGGCUUUACCAGUAAAUCUCAGUCGUUUGAUCUGGAAUGCACAGAAGACCUUUCAUCUUACCAAUAGAAAUCCGAGUGAUUUGCACCCUCUCAGAGUCGUUGAAGGUAUAGGGAUAAUUAUCAUGAUUUUAACUAAUAACUACUGUUUAUUGACGGAACUGUACUAAGGUGGUAAAAAUUCAAGAAGUGUCAUUUGACAUUUUUCUCAACCAAGUAAUGAAGUUGUCUUGUAGUUUUUAGUGAUGUUCUUCAUUUUGGUUCAUAAGGUGUGCGUGAGUUGUCCAAGAAAUUAAUAAUUGUUCAUGGCGAGGAUCACAUCAGUAAACAAGCACAGUUUAACGCCACUCUGUUAUUCAACAUUCUCCUUCGUUCCACUCUGUGUACCAAGCGAGUGGCUGAGGAGUUUCACUUGUCAUCAGAGGCUUUUGAAUGGCUAUUGGGAGAAAUUGAAACUCGCUUCAACCUGUCCAUGGUGAGAUAAUCAUGUUCUAUUCGUUCGUUUUGACUUUGCUGCCAUUUGAUAAUUUUCCGCGAGGCUUAUGCUCUUGUAAAACAAUACAGCAGUUGAUUAAUGCAAUAUCCGAUUAAUACAAUAUCCACUUCAGUUCUCUUUGAAAACAAACAAAUGUAAACGUGUGUCUUUGGGAGAAGUCAUAGCUGUGUAUCGUUUUGAGAGUGCCUUGUCCUCUAUGAUCUUAGUAUAACACAGUUGUCAUGCAACUCGUCAUUGCUCCUAAAAUGCGUGUUGCCUUGUACUUUUUUUUUAGGUUAAACCUGGUGAAAUGGUUGGUGCUUUGGCCGCUCAGUCUCUCGGUGAACCUGCUACGCAGAUGACCCUCAACACGUUUCACUAUGCCGGUGUAUCUGCCAAGAACGUAACCCUUGGUGUUCCUCGGCUCAAAGAAAUCAUCAACGUGUCCAAGAAACCUAAAACUCCAUCCCUGACGGUGUUCCUCACGGGACAACCUGCCAGAGAUGCUGAAAAGGCAAAGGUAUCAAGAGUUCUUUUCUUUCAGUCAAGUUUCAACGGCAUGAAAAAUUGAUUACAGUUAUUUGUAUUUACUUGGAAAAUUAACACUUCUACCCUUGAACCAGGACUAACUUGUAUUCCUUUGUAUUUCACAGGACGUGUUAUGCCGUUUGGAGCACACAACGUUACGUAAAGUCACAGCCAACACAGCAAUUUAUUACGACCCAGACCCUCAGAACACAGUAGUAACAGAAGACCAGGACUUUGUGAAUGUUUACUAUGAAAUGCCUGACUUUGACGUGACUCGGAUCUCACCAUGGCUUUUGCGUAUUGAACUCGAUCGUAAACGUAUGACGGACAAGAAGCUCACCAUGGAACAGAUCUCUGAGAAGAUAAAUCUUGGUUUUGGUGAUGAUCUGAACUGCAUUUUUAACGAUGACAACGCAGAGAAACUUGUCUUGCGUAUUAGGAUCAUGAACAACGACGAUGGAAAGUUCCAAGACGUAAGUUAUUUGAAAAUAGCUCGCAUUACAAUGUUUAAAGUGAAUUUUGUGCGAUGCUCGAAGAUACGCUCACAUCUACAAAACCAAGCUUUCGUUGACAAUUUUUUUCUUGACGAGCUUCCCUUUGCCAGUGCCGCGCAACCUUGUUUCCAGGGUCUUCUGAGGAAGAGAGAGUGCCUUGAGAACGAGUUUUAGGGAUAGUGACUCGACAAGGACCGAGGAAAGGAAAACUAUACUGCUGUAAGUUUUCUGUGGCAGGUGUCAUCUUUUGAGCUUGUUUGUAGCGGGCAAGUUGCCCUUGUCAAAUAAAAGCUGUUGGGUUGAUGUGGCUGAGAAGUAUGCUUGAAGAAAGAGAAACAACAGCAAGGAAUCUUAUAGAGCUAGUGCAGUAGAAAAAAUGAGCUGAAAUAAAACCCGGGCUGUGAUACAGAGUAACGGAGUAUUUGGCAUAUUCUACAUGUUAAAUUUUUCCUGUUCUUUCAGGAGGAAGAACAGCUGGACAAGAUGGAUGACGAUGUGUUCUUACGCUGCAUUGAAGCCAACAUGCUGACUGAUAUGACCCUGCAGGGGAUCGAAUCCAUCUCUAAAGUGUACAUGAACCUGCCUCACGAGGACAACAAGAAACGAGUCACCAUCACAGAGGAAGGAGAGUUUAAACAUAUCUCUGAAUGGAUCCUGGAAACUGACGGUGUUGCGCUUAUGAGGGUAAGUAAAAACACUUCACCUUGUCCUUUUCAAGCUAACUCCUUAUUCUUCUGUUUUUUUGUUUUGUCUUUUUUUUUGUUGUUGUGGUUUCUGAAAUAAUUUUAUGUAUUCUAUCACCUUCAGGUACUCAGUGAAAAAGACGUGGAUCCCGUGCGUACGACAUCCAAUGACAUCUGUGAAAUAUUUUCUGUGAGUCCUGAAGAAUUUUGAUUUGUUAACUGUCUACUUUGCUAGCACCAACCGCGUAACUCGUAGAUCAUGUGCCAUUUAAAGAUGUUUUGUGGUUAAAUUUGAUUUUGAAGCAAGUUUAUAGCAUUAUUUCUGAUGUAUUUUCCGUAUUUGAAGACAAACCAAAAGCCUGAUGAAAUUUUUAGCUUCGUCUCUCCAUGUAUACGACACAAGGUUAUGAUAUGGUUCAUGUAUACUUUACAGAAUAUAAUUUAUUUGUAUGUCAUGCCUACUUCAGGUGCUUGGAGUCGAGGCUGUGCGAAAGGCUGUUGAACGUGAAAUGAACCAUGUUAUCUCUUUUGACGGUUCUUACGUAAACUACCGUCACUUGGCCUUGUUGUGUGACAUAAUGACGUGUCGAGGACAUCUCAUGGCCAUUACAAGGCACGGUAUCAAUCGCCAGGAGGUCGGAGCGCUUAUGAGAUGUUCUUUUGAGGAAACGGUGAGAACUCGGGCCAAUAUUUAAUACUCUAUCUUCUAAGCUUUUGACUUGUAUUACAACAAGUAACAGAAUUAUCUUCAAAGUCCUCAUGGCUGGAUUGUUGAACAAAUUCUCCUUGUCAGAACCCUAGGAAAUUUAUAGGAAACAGUAUGGGGAAUGUACAUACUGAUGAUCGGGUGUCAAGUGUUAAAACUUGCCUAGUGAGUCACUAAGCCGUUCGGCGAUAAUAGUGUAACUCCCCAAUUUCAUGUCGUUGAAGGAGCCCUCUUCAUUUAUGAUAAUCUUUGUUUUGAUCAGGUUGAUGUAAUAAUGGAAGCCGCACAGCAUGCAGAGCACGAUAAUAUACGGGGUGUCAGCGAGUGUUUGAUUCUUGGGAAACUCCCCCGCAUUGGAACUGGCUGCUUUGAUCUGAUGUUAGAUGCUGAGAAGUGUAAGUUUGGUAUGGAGAUCCCCACAAAUAUUAUGGGACCUGGGAUGAUGGGCGGACCUAUGACAGGUAAGAAAAACAAAUUGUCUUAUAUUUUUAGCUUUUUAAAACGUAGUUCAGUAAUGAAAUCGCCUUCGAUUUAAGAUUGCACCGUCUAUUAUCAAUCAAUCAAUCAAUCGAUCAAUAAACUUUGUUUAAGUGUCUAAAACUUCUAGUCAGCCCGGAGGCCGACUAAUCGGGAACACUCCCAAUAAAAUUACAAAUAAAUUAAGUUAAAUUAAGUUAAGUUAAAAUUAGCUAUCACUUGUUACAAUAUAUAUAUAUAUACAUAUCUAGAAUUCCAAUUAUAUUUUAAAAUACGGACUAAAAUAUAAUAAUUUCUACCUACACAACUAUAUACAAACUUUAAAUAUAUCUAAAAUUCUAAACACACUUCGGACAAUUCCCUGUGCAGACCUAAUUUGAAACUAGGUUUGCGAGGUCUUUUCUGCACGAUACAAAAAAUGAAGUAGCCACUGCAACACAGAUUAUGGAGUUUGUCGUAGUUAAAAUGAACUAUUCUUGACUCGCCUAACAACUUCCUCUAUAACCUUAUUUCUGCAUUCUGACGUUUAAAGUAGAAUACUGGCAUGCUGUGAUGUUGCUUACCUCGUGUGUGUCUUCUUCCGCUUCAGGCACUGGAAUGUUCUUUGGUGCUGCUGGAUCUCCAACAGCUAAGUCACCGCAGAUGACUCCUUGGAACAUGGGAGCCACACCCGCUUAUACCGAGGCGUGGAGUCCAGGACUAGGCAGCGGUAUGACACCAGGGGCUGCCGGAUUCUCUCCGGCAGCUUCAGAAGCUAGUGGCUUUAGCCCUGGAGGUUACAGCCCCGCUUGGAGUCCGCAGCCACAAUCGCCGGUGUCACCAGGUCCCAGUAGCCCGUAUAUUCCUAGUCCAGCGGCUGCAAGUCCAAACUACUCUCCAGCGAGUCCGGCAUUUAUGCCCAGCUCUCCUUCCAUGUCACCGGCAAGUCCGUCUUAUUCGCCGACGUCUCCUGGUUAUUCCCCCAGUUCUCCAUCAACCGGAUAUUCACCGGCAAGUCCCAGUUAUUCGCCAACUUCACCAUCCUAUUCUCCAACUUCUCCUUCGUAUUCUCCAACAUCUCCAUCUUACAGUCCAACAUCUCCAUCUUAUUCUCCCACAUCUCCUUCUUACAGCCCUUCUUCGCCAUCUUACUCGCCUACCUCGCCAUCGUAUUCUCCAAGCUCUCCUUCAUAUUCUCCAACUUCUCCUUCAUAUUCUCCAACGUCACCUUCGUAUUCCCCCACGUCACCAUCCUACUCACCAACCUCCCCGUCUUACUCCCCGACAUCGCCCAGCUACAGCCCGACCUCACCGUCGUAUUCGCCUACUUCGCCGUCUUACUCUCCCACUUCUCCUUCCUAUUCACCUUCAUCUCCAUCCUACUCGCCUACUUCCCCCAGCUACUCCCCUCAGUCGCCCUCCUACUCUCCAUCUUCUCCGUCUUAUUCUCCAUCUUCCCCCAAGUAUUCUCCAACGUCUCCCAGCUACUCGCCUACAUCGCCAAAGUACAGCCCAACAUCACCAACUUACUCGCCUUCUUCUCCUUCUUAUUCUCCUUCGUCCCCAAAGUAUUCUCCAUCUUCCCUCUCUUACACCCCAUCUUCUCCAACUUAUUCCCCUACCUCUCCAACUUACUCUCCGUCCUCUCCUCGCUAUUCUCCAACCUCUCCUCAGUACUCGCCAUCCUCGCCGCAGUACUCACCAUCAUCCCCGAAGUACAGCCCAAGCUCCCCAAACUAUUCCCCAAAUUCUUCAUCGUUUACGCCGGCAUCGAAUCCAAGCAGUCCAAGCUAAUCUAAUUACAACCCGGCUCACCUUCACUUCAAUAUACACCUUCAGCUCAAUAUCGUGAACAAAGCGCGAGAAAAGUUUGUUUUGAAACCUUUGGAGGAAGAACAAAGAUCUCAUCGGGUAUUAACAUUCCGAAGGGAGAAAAUCCUACUAUUGAUUACAAUAUACCCCAAGUCAUUUUAUGGUAGAACACAGAGUGUAUGUUGAGACAAGAAGCCCUCUGUGUAUGAACUUAGAUCUAAAGAGGAGCGCGUUUACAGUGCACCGCUAUCGGAUCACUGUAGGCGUGUUGCUUUAGCGUCAAACUCGCGAUAACUCGCGUUUGUAAUAAUGUCAAUGUGAACUAAGAACUCCUUUUUUGGUUGUGUAAUUUAGAGAUAACACUAAGGAGGGCUGAUUUUUACGUCACAACGACGUUGCCUUCAAUAAGCUCAUCACACAAAUCACACUGCGUAGAAUGAGCCACGCUAGCUACAAUAGCUGGUUCGUCAAAGUUAGUGUCAGAAUGCGUUAUUUCUUCUGUGAGAAGUGUUCGUAACAUCAAAUGGAACCUUUGUAGCAAGAUUCAAUACCAAAAAAGUAAUGAUAUUAGUCGUAAGAUAUUUGAUGAUGUCACGUAGAUUCUCAGCUAAAAAAAAAAAGCAAUACACAUAGGUUACCAUGGCAAAUGUUCAUUGAUUACGUAUUGAAGUAAUUUGAUGUAGUGUUUCAAGUUUGCACUUAAGGCUCAGUUGAAUCAGUUGCUACUUGAUUUCCUUUUUUAUAAGUUCCGGAGACAACUACAGUUAAUCAGUUAGAGCUGAUAUUAUAAAAAACGAAAAAAUAUAAUUAAAAAAAGUAGAUAAAACAUUCAGCAAAAAGAUAGGUAAAAAGAUACUUGGGAAACAGUUAGUGCUUGUGAAUUGUUGAGUCUUUACCUGGCGUGUAACGACGCGAAACAAGAUUAUAUCUAGUCAAAUUUUGGCUUAGCAUACAUCUAAAGACAGUAUAGUAAAUAAUUACCUGGACGUAAGGUGGACUUAAUCCCGUGAAGCAGUAGAUAAAACGGAGGUAAUUUAUUUACCUUAGCGAAUUUAAAAUUCCCAUCAGUGUUACGAAUUAGGAGUCCAAGUUUUUUGCUGCCUCAACAAGAGGCGAAAUUUUUCUCGGGCCGUGGUACUCUUUCAACAUGAGGAACCGUGACGUUUGCAU
Molecule: messenger RNA, 13700 nt
Organism: Pocillopora meandrina
Lineage: Eukaryota; Metazoa; Cnidaria; Anthozoa; Scleractinia; Pocilloporidae
Source: the annotation of a GenBank genome assembly